CCAGGUGACUACUCUCAUAGUGGAUCAGUCCUUAGGACCAACAUGGGGACCACAGGACUCCAAUCCACAUUAUGGUUCAUCUACCUGAUGCUGCUGGUUGGCUCAGUCACUCAGACUGUAAGCAUCAUUCCAUCUCUAAACACACUGAGCCUGAAUUCAGCUAAUGCAUCUCACAUCGGCCGAGUGUGCACAACUUGGGGACACUAUCACUGGAAGACCUUUGAUGGAGAUUUCUACCAGCUGGCCUCCACCUGUAACCAUAUCCUGGCCUCUCAGUGUAAGCAAAGCUAUGAAAAUUUCAACAUCCAGAUGAGACGCAAGACAGUCAACAACAUCCCCACCAUCAGCAACAUUACCAUGAAGCUGGACGGUUCUGUAGUGGAGCUCUCCAGAAACUCAGUGAUUGUCAAUGGCAAGACGGUGUCUCUGCCACUUGUCAGAUUCGGGGUGACUGUCAAGGGGACCACAUCUAGUAUCAUUGUCGAAGCUAAGCUGGGAAUUAGAGCUAUCUGGAACCUGGAUGACUCACUGGAUAUUGAAAUAGAUAACAAAUACCAGAACGAGACAUGUGGACUCUGUGGAAACUUUGACGGCAUAUCCAAUGAUUUCAUGAAGGACGGAGCUCUGCUGUCUGUGACAGACUAUGCUGAUACCUACAAGAUGAACGGGCCGACAGAGAGCUGUGAGGAGCCUGAGCUCAACUCGGUCCUGAGCUGUGGCGAAAAGCAAUUCUGUGACCAGAUAUUUUCCAGUGCUCCAUUCAGCAGUUGCCAAAAUCUUCUAGAUGUGGAAUCAUUCAGUAAAGCCUGUAUGUCUGAUAUGUGCAACUCUAAAGACAACACUGACUCCGUCCUCUGCAAAACUGUCUCAGAGUUCUCCAGAGAGUGUGUCCAUGCAGGUGGCAAGCCCCAACAAUGGAGGAAUGCAACUUUUUGCUACAAGAAAUGUCCAUACAACAUGGAGUUCUUGGAGAGUAGCAGUUCAUGUCCUGACAGCUGCUCCACACCUCAGGCCAGCCAGACAUGUGAAAGCCACAGUCAUGAUGGCUGCAGCUGCCCUGCCGGAACGGUCUUUGAUGACAUCAGUAACACUGGCUGUGUUGCAGUGGAUCAGUGUCCAUGUAUGCACAACAACAAAGUCUACAAAUCAGGAGAGUCCUACUCUUACAACUGUAGAUCCUGUGUGUGUGAGACUGGUCGGUGGAAGUGUACAGAGGAGAACUGUCCAGGAACCUGCUCUGUGGAGGGAGGAGCUCACAUCAACUCCUUCGAUGGAAAAGUCUACACCUUCCAUGGAGACUGCUCCUACGUUCUGGCUAAGCAAAGUAAUGGCUCCAUAUACACUGUGUUGGUGGACCUGGUCAAGUGUGGCCUGGCUAACAGUAGGACCUGCCUCAGAGCUGUAACUCUGGCCUUAUACAGCAAUUCUGUGGUUGUUAAAAUUCAGGCAUCUGGGCAGGUCUAUGUGAACCAGAUUCUUUCUCAGCUUCCACUGUUUACACCGGAGCUCAGUGCUUUCAGGCCAUCAUCCUUCUACAUCCUCAUAAACAUCAAGGUGGGAAUAAAAGUGAUGGUCCAACUGUCCCCCAUGAUGCAGGUCUUCAUCUCAGCUGACACUUCACUCAAAGGAACCACUUCUGGUCUGUGUGGAAACUUCAACGACAUAAUGAGUGAUGACUUCAGGGUGAUUAGUGGUCUGGUGGAGGGCACCGCUGCAGCGUUUGCCAACACAUGGAAAACCAGAGCCAGCUGCCCCGACAUCACAACACGCUUUGGACACCCCUGUAGCCAGGGCAUCAGCAAGGAGAGUUAUGCCCAGUACUGGUGCUCCAAACUAGCAGAUCCCAAGGGAGUGUUUGCUCCUUGCCACUCUGUCAUUAGCCCCAGCACAUACAAAGAUAACUGCAUGUAUGACAGCUGUAACUGUGAGAAAAGUGAGGACUGCAUGUGUGCUGCAGUUUCCUCGUAUGUCUACGCCUGUUCAGCGGCAGGAAUACAGAUCAGUGGCUGGAGGGCGACCAUCUGUGGCAAAUUCAGUACAUCGUGUCCAGCACAAACAGUGUAUGACUACAACAUGACCUCCUGCGGUCGUACCUGCCAUUCCCUCAGCCAGGCUGACUACUCCUGCCAGGUCAGCUUCACCACAGUGGACGGUUGUGGCUGUGCUGAGGGAACCUACAUGAACGAAGAGGAACAGUGUGUGUCCAAUGCAAGCUGUCCCUGUUAUGAUAAAGACACCAUUAUUCCACCUGGAGAGGUUGUCAGCAAAGACGGCACCACAUGUGUCUGCAGACAAGGUGCUCUCAGCUGCUCAGGAGGAACACAACAACAAUCCUCACCAUCAUGCGUAGCCCCCAUGGUUUACUUUGACUGCUCCACUGUUCAACCUGGGACCACUGGAACUGAGUGUCAGAAGAGCUGCAGCACUCUGGACAUGGCUUGUAUCAGUACAGGUUGUACAUCAGGCUGCAUGUGCCCUGAUGGCCUGGUGUCAGAUGGAGCAGGAGGCUGCAUCAACGAGACCAGCUGUCCAUGUCUGCACAAUGGACAGGUCUACCAGCCUGGACAGACACUGACUGUGGACUGCAACACCUGCUACUGUAGUGAAAGGAUGUUCACAUGUACCACCAAUGUGUGUGAUGCAGUUUGCGGGAUCUAUGGCGACGGUCACUAUGUCACGUUUGAUGAUAAGAGGUUUGACUUCAGUGGACAGUGUGAAUACACACUCCUACAGGACUACUGUGGCACUGGUCAGAGCAAUGGAAGCUUCAGAAUUAUCACUGAGAAUGUUCCAUGUGGAACCACAGGAACCACCUGCUCCAAGACCAUCAAGAUCUUCCUGGGGGAUAAUGAAUUCCAACUUAAAGAUGAGAACUUCCAGGUGGUAAAGGGCAGCAGCCAGGUGUUCCCUGCUCAGGUACACAAGAUGGGUAGUUACCUGGUGGUGAUGAUCAAGCCGGGACUUGUGCUCAUGUGGGACCAGAAGACCAGUCUUUUCAUUAAACUCAGCCCGCAGUUCCAGGGUCAAGUCUGUGGUCUGUGUGGAAACUACGACAGCAACAGUUAUAAUGACUUCACCACACGCUCCCAGGAGACAGUGGCAGAUGUUCUAGAAUUUGGUAACAGUUGGAAGGUUUCAUCCAGCUGCCCAAACGCCCAACUAAUCACUGAUCCUUGUACCUCCAACCGCUAUCGGGCAGCCUGGUCCCAGAAACAGUGCAGCAUCAUCAUCAGUGUAACCUUCCAGAGCUGUCAUUCACAGGUUGACCCUGGUCCAUACUUUGAUUCUUGCGUGAGAGACUCUUGUGCUUGUGACACCGGUGGGGACUGUGAGUGUCUCUGCACUGCUGUGGCUGCCUAUGCCAAAGCUUGUAAUGAAGCUGGGGCCUGUGUUAAAUGGAGAACUCCAAAGCUGUGCCCUAUUUUCUGUGACUACUAUAACUCCCCUGGUGGCUGUGAGUGGCACUACAAGCCUUGUGGAGCUGACUGCAUGAAGACAUGCAGGAAUCCAUCAGGAAACUGUUCCAACCUCAUCACUGCCCUAGAAGGCUGCUAUCCACAGUGUCCUCCAAUACAGCCCUACUUUGAUGAAGACACCAUGAAGUGUGUCUCCUGGGACCAAUGUGGCUGCUAUGAUGACAAAGGCACACAUUACAACAUCGAAGAUAAGGUUCCAUCGAACAACUGUUACACUUGCUCCUGUAUAGACUCUGAAAUAAAGUGCAGCUACAAUGUGAACUCUUGUACAUGCUACAUUAAUGGAAAAAACUACGAAUAUGGGGAAACCAUCUACGACACCACAGAUGGGCUUGGGAACUGCAUCACAGCGAAGUGUGGGGCCAAUGGAACAGUGACAAGGAACAUGUACACAUGCUUAACGACCACCACCCCUGGACCUACAACAACACCCUUUACAUUCAGCACAGUUGGAAUAACAACUUUAGAAACAACCACAUCAGAAGCACCAACAGUAACGGUUGAGACAACAAAACCUCCUAAAGUCACCACUGGCCCAGUUACAAUCUCUACCACAGCGGUUGUUGAAACUACGACCUCAGUUCCAGGUGUCACAACAACAAGCCAAGAAACAACCGCUGUAACAUCAACACCUUUUGUUGGUACCACAACUACUGAAGUACCGUCAACAACAACUGAGGGAACCACAGCCAAACCUAUAGAAACAACCACAUCAGAAGCACCAACAGUAACGGUUGAGACAACAAAACCUCCUAAAGUCACCACUGGCCCAGUUACAAUCUCUACCACAGCGGUUGUUGAAACUACGACCUCAGUUCCAGGUGUCACAACAACAAGCCAAGAAACAACCGCUGUAACAUCAACACCUUUUGUUGGCACCACAACUACUGAAGUACCGUCAACAACAACUGAGGGAACCACAGCCAAACCUAUAGAAACAACCACAUCAGAAGCACCAACAGUAACGGUUGAGACAACAAAAUCUCCUAAAAUCACCACUGGCCCAGUUACAAUCUCUACCACAGCGGUUGUUGAAACUACGACCUCAGUUCCAGGUGUCACAACAACAAGCCAAGAAACAACCGCUGUAACAUCAACACCUUUUGUUGGUACCACAACUACUGAAGUACCGUCAACAACAACUGAGGGAACCACAGCCAAACCUAUAGAAACAACCACAUCAGAAGCACCAACAGUAACGGUUGAGACAACAAAACCUCCUAAAAUCACCACUGGUCCAGUUACAAUCUCUACCACAGCGGUUGUUGAAACUACGACCUCAGUUCCAGGUGUCACAACAACCAGCCAAGAAACAACCGCUGUAACAUCAACACCUUUUGUUGGUACCACAACUACUGAAGUACCGUCAACAACAACUGAGGGAACCACAGCCAAACCUAUAGAAACAACCACAUCAGAAGCACCAACAGUAACGGUUGAGACAACAAAACCUCCUAAAAUCACCACUGGUCCAGUUACAAUCUCUACCACAGCGGUUGUUGAAACUACGACCUCAGUUCCAGGUGUCACAACAACAAGCCAAGAAACAACCGCUGUAACAUCAACACCUUUUGUUGGUACCACAACUACUGAAGUACCGUCAACAACAACUGAGGGAACCACAGCCAAACCUAUAGAAACAACCACAUCAGAAGCACCAACAGUAACGGUUGAGACAACAAAACCUCCUAAAGUCACCACUGGCCCAGUUACAAUUUCUACCACAGCGGUUGUUGAAACUACGACCUCAGUUCCAGGUGUCACAACAACCAGCCAAGAAACAACCGCUGUAACAUCAACACCUUUUGUUGGUACCACAACUACUGAAGUACCGUCAACAACAACUGAGGGAACCACAGCCAAACCUAUAGAAACAACCACAUCAGAAGCACCAACAGUAACGGUUGAGACAACAAAACCUCCUAAAGUCACCACUGGCCCAGUUACACUCUCUACCACAGCUGUUAUUGAAACUACGACCUCAGUUCCAGGUGUCACAACAACAAGCCAAGAAACAACCGCUGUAACAUCAACACCUUUUGUUGGUACCACAACUACUGAAGUACCGUCAACAACAACUGAGGGAACCACAGCCAAACCUAUAGAAACAACCACAUCAGAAGCACCAACAGUAACGGUUGAGACAACAAAACCUCCUAAAGUCACCACUGGCCCAGUUACAAUAUCUACCACAGCGGUUGUUGAAACUACGACCUCAGUUCCAGGUGUCACAACAACCAGCCAAGAAACAACCGCUGUAACAUCAACACCUUUUGUUGGUACCACAACUACUGAAGUACCGUCAACAACAACUGAGGGAACCACAGCCAAACCUAUAGAAACAACCACAUCAGAAGCACCAACAGUAACGGUUGAGACAACAAAACCACCUAAAGUCACCACUGGCCCAGUUACAAUCUCUACCACAGCGGUUGUUGAAACUACGACCUCAGUUCCAGUUACAAUCUCUACCACAGCGGUUGUUGAAACUACGACCUCAGUUCCAGGUGUCACAACAACAAGCCAAGAAACAACCGCUGUAACAUCAACACCUUUUGUUGGUACCACAACUACUGAAGUACCGUCAACAACAACUGAGGGAACCACAGCCAAACCUAUAGAAACAACCACAUCAGAAGCACCAACAGUAACGGUUGAGACAACAAAACCUCCUAAAGUCACCACUGGCCCAGUUACAAUCUCUACCACAGCGGUUGUUGAAACUACGACCUCAGUUCCAGGUGUCACAACAACCAACCAAGAAACAACCGCUGUAACAUCAACACCUUUUGUUGGUACCACAACUACUGAAGUACCGUCAACAACAACUGAGGGAACCACAGCCAAACCUAUAGAAACAACCACAUCAGAAGCACCAACAGUAACGGUUGAGACAACAAAACCUCCUAAAUUCACCACUGGCCCAGUUACAAUCUCUACCACAGCGGUUGUUGAAACUUCGACCUCAGUUCCAGGUGUCACAACAACAAGCCAAGAAACAACCGCUGUAACAUCAACACCUUUUGUUGGUACCACAACUACUGAAGUACCGUCAACAACAACUGAGGGAACCACAGCCAAACCUAUAGAAACAACCACAUCAGAAGCACCAACAGUAACGGUUGAGACAACAAAACCUCCUAAAGUCACCACUGGCCCAGUUACAAUCUCUACCACAGCGGUUGUUGAAACUACGACCUCAGUUCCAGGUGUCACAACAACCAGCCAAGUAACAACCGCUGUAACAUCAACACCUUUUGUUGGUACCACAACUACUGAAGUACCGUCAACAACAACUGAGGGAACCACAGCCAAACCUAUAGAAACAACCACAUCAGAAGCACCAACAGUAACGGUUGAGACAACAAAACCACCUAAAGUCACCACUGGCCCAGUUACAAUCUCUACCACAGCGGUUGUUGAAACUACGACCUCAGUUCCAGGUGUCACAACAACAAGCCAAGAAACAACCGCUGUAACAUCAACACCUUUUGUUGGUACCACAACUACUGAAGUACCGUCAACAACAACUGAGGGAACCACAGCCAAACCUAUAGAAACAACCACAUCAGAAGCACCAACAGUAACGGUUGAGACAACAAAACCUCCUAAAGUCACCACUGGCCCAGUUACAAUCUCUACCACAGCGGUUGUUGAAACUACGACCUCAGUUCCAGGUGUCACAACAACAAGCCAAGAAACAACCGCUGUAACGUCAACACCUUUUGUUGGUACCACAACUACUGAAGUACCGUCAACAACAACUGAGGGAACCACAGCCAAACCUAUAGAAACAACCACAUCAGAAGCACCAACAGUAACGGUUGAGACAACAAAACCUCCUAAAGUCACCACUGGCCCAGUUACAAUCUCUACCACAGCGGUUGUUGAAACUACGACCUCAGUUCCAGGUGUCACAACAACAAGCCAAGAAACAACCGCUGUAACGUCAACACCUUUUGUUGGUACCACAACUACUGAAGUACCGUCAACAACAACUGAGGGAACCACAGCCAAACCUAUAGAAACAACCACAUCAGAAGCACCAACAGUAACGGUUGAGACAACAAAACCUCCUAAAGUCACCACUGGCCCAGUUACAAUCUCUACCACAGCGGUUGUUGAAACUACGACCUCAGUUCCAGGUGUCACAACAACAAGCCAAGAAACAACCGCUGUAACGUCAACACCUUUUGUUGGUACCACAACUACUGAAGUACCGUCAACAACAACUAAGGGAACCACAGCCAAACCUAUAGAAACAACCACAUCAGAAGCACCAACAGUAACGGUUGAGACUACAAAACCUCCUAAAGUCACCACUGGCCCAGUUACAAUCUCUACCACAGCGGUUGUUGAAACUACGACCUCAGUUCCAGGUGUCACAACAACAAGCCAAGAAACAACCGCUGUAACAUCAACACCUUUUGUUGGUACCACAACUACUGAAGUACCGUCAACAACAACUGAGGGAACCACAGCCAAACCUAUAGAAACAACCACAUCAGAAGCACCAACAGUAACGGUUGAGACAACAAAACCUCCUAAAGUCACCACUGGCCCAGUUACAAUCUCUACCACAGCGGUUGUUGAAACUACGACCUCAGUUCCAGGUGUCACAACAACCAGCCAAGAAACAACCGCUGUAACAUCAACACCUUUUGUUGGUACCACAACUACUGAAGUACCGUCAACAACAACUGAGGGAACCACAGCCAAACCUAUAGAAACAACCACAUCAGAAGCACCAACAGUAACGGUUGAGACAACAAAACCACCUAAAGUCACCACUGGCCCAGUUACAAUCUCUACCACAGCGGUUGUUGAAACUACGACCUCAGUUCCAGGUGUCACAACAACAAGCCAAGAAACAACCGCUGUAACAUCAACACCUUUUGUUGGUACCACAACUACUGAAGUACCGUCAACAACAACUGAGGGAACCACAGCCAAACCUAUAGAAACAACCACAUCAGAAGCACCAACAGUAACGGUUGAGACAACAAAACCUCCUAAAAUCAUCACUGGUCCAGUUACAAUCUCUACCACAGCGGUUGUUGAAACUACGACCUCAGUUCCAGGUGUCACAACAACCAGCCAAGAAACAACCGCUGUAACAUCAACACCUUUUGUUGGUACCACAACUACUGAAGUACCGUCAACAACAACUGAGGGAACCACAGCCAAACCUAUAGAAACAACCACAUCAGAAGCACCAACAGUAACGGUUGAGACAAUAAAACCUCCUAAAGUCACCACUGGCCCAGUUACAAUCUCUACCACAGCGGUUGUUGAAACUACGACCUCAGUUCCAGGUGUCACAACAACAAGCCAAGAAACAACCACUGUAACAUCAACACCUUUUGUUGGUACCACAACUACUGAAGUACCGUCAACAACAACUGAGGGAACCACAGCCAAACCUAUAGAAACAACCACAUCAGAAGCACCAACAGUAACGGUUGAGACAACAAAACCUCCUAAAGUCACCACUGGCCCAGUUACAAUCUCUACCACAGCGGUUGUUGAAACUACGACCUCAGUUCCAGGUGUCACAACAACCAGCCAAGAAACAACCGCUGUAACAUCAACACCUUUUGUUGGUACCACAACUACUGAAGUACCGUCAACAACAACUGAGGGAACCACAGCCAAACCUAUAGAAACAACCACAUCAGAAGCACCAACAGUAACGGUUGAGACAACAAAACCUCCUAAAUUCACCACUGGCCCAGUUACAAUCUCUACCACAGCGGUUGUUGAAACUACGACCUCAGUUCCAGGUGUCACAACAACAAGCCAAGAAACAACCGCUGUAACAUCAACACCUUUUGUUGGUACCACAACUACUGAAGUACCGUCAACAACAACUGAGGGAACCACAGCCAAACCUAUAGAAACAACCACAUCAGAAGCACCAACAGUAACGGUUGAGACAACAAAACCUCCUAAAGUCACCACUGGCCCAGUUACAAUCUCUACCACAGCGGUUGUUGAAACUACGACCUCAGUUCCAGGUGUCACAACAACCAGCCAAGAAACAACCGCUGUAACAUCAACACCUUUUGUUGGUACCACAACUACUGAAGUACCGUCAACAACAACUGAGGGAACCACAGCCAAACCUAUAGAAACAACCACAUCAGAAGCACCAACAGUAACGGUUGAGACAACAAAACCUCCUAAAUUCACCACUGGCCCAGUUACAAUCUCUACCACAGCGGUUGUUGAAACUACGACCUCAGUUCCAGGUGUCACAACAACAAGCCAAGAAACAACCGCUGUAACAUCAACACCUUUUGUUGGUACCACAACUACUGAAGUACCGUCAACAACAACUGAGGGAACCACAGCCAAACCUAUAGAAACAACCACAUCAGAAGCACCAACAGUAACGGUUGAGACAACAAAACCUCCUAAAGUCACCACUGGCCCAGUUACAAUCUCUACCACAGCGGUUGUUGAAACUACGACCUCAGUUCCAGGUGUCACAACAACAAGCCAAGAAACAACCGCUGUAACAUCAACACCUUUUGUUGGUACCACAACUACUGAAGUGCCGUCAACAACAACUGAGGGAACCACAGCCAAACCUAUAGAAACAACCACAUCAGAAGCACCAACAGUAACGGUUGAGACAACAAAACCUCCUAAAAUCACCACUGGCCCAGUUACAAUCUCUACCACAGCGGUUGUUGAAACUACGACCUCAGUUCCAGGUGUCACAACAACAAGCCAAGAAACAACCGCUGUAACAUCAACACCUUUUGUUGGUACCACAACUACUGAAGUACCGUCAACAACAACUGAGGGAACCACAGCCAAACCUAUAGAAACAACCACAUCAGAAGCACCAACAGUAACGGUUGAGACAACAAAACCUCCUAAAGUCACCACUGGCCCAGUUACAAUCUCUACCACAGCGGUUGUUGAAACUACGACCUCAGUUCCAGGUGUCACAACAACCAGCCAAGAAACAACCGCUGUAACAUCAACACCUUUUGUUGGUACCACAACUACUGAAGUACCGUCAACAACAACUGAGGGAACCACAGCCAAACCUAUAGAAACAACCACAUCAGAAGCACCAACAGUAACGGUUGAGACAACAAAACCUCCUAAAGUCACCACUGGCCCAGUUACAAUCUCUACCACAGCGGUUGUUGAAACUACGACCUCAGUUCCAGGUGUCACAACAACAAGCCAAGAAACAACCGCUGUAACAUCAACACCUUUUGUUGGUACCACAACUACUGAAGUACCGUCAACAACAACUGAGGGAACCACAGCCAAACCUAUAGAAACAACCACAUCAGAAGCACCAACAGUAACGGUUGAGACAACAAAACCUCCUAAAGUCACCACUGGCCCAGUUACAAUCUCUACCACAGCGGUUGUUGAAACUACGACCUCAGUUCCAGGUGUCACAACAACAAGCCAAGAAACAACCGCUGUAACAUCAACACCUUUUGUUGGUACCACAACUACUGAAGUACCGUCAACAACAACUGAGGGAACCACAGCCAAACCUAUAGAAAUAACCACAUCAGAAGCACCAACAGUAACGGUUGAGACAACAAAACCUCCUAAAGUCACCACUGGCCCAGUUACAAUCUCUACCACAGCGGUUGUUGAAACUACGACCUCAGUUCCAGGUGUCACAACAACAAGCCAAGAAACAACCGCUGUAACAUCAACACCUUUUGUUGGUACCACAACUACUGAAGUACCGUCAACAACAACUGAGGGAACCACAGCCAAACCUAUAGAAACAACCACAUCAGAAGCACCAACAGUAACGGUUGAGACAACAAAACCUCCUAAAGUCACCACUGGCCCAGUUACAAUCUCUACCACAGCGGUUGUUGAAACUACGACCUCAGUUCCAGGUGUCACAACAACAAGCCAAGAAACAACCGCUGUAACAUCAACACCUUUUGUUGGUACCACAACUACUGAAGUACCGUCAACAACAACUGAGGGAACCACAGCCAAACCUAUAGAAACAACCACAUCAGAAGCACCAGUAACAGUAACGGUUGAGACAACAAAGAAACAAGAAACAACAGCUGGUGAAAUCACAGGAAAGCCACAAACAACAACUGUAAUUACAAAACCUUCUGUUUUGAACACAACAACUAUUGUGGCUUCAACUUUAAUGACAGGAACAACAGGCAAAAGAACAACUUCUAUUAGCCCGAUAACACAGACACUUCCAGGCAGCACAACUUAUUACACAACAGGUGCAACUACUAUCGGACCAUCCAGAACCACAGUUGUUUCUACAUUCUCACUGUUUACCACAACUACAACAUGUGUCUGCAAUGUCAAUGGAACUUCUUAUCGUCCUGGAAACUUGUUGUACAAUGUCACUGAUGGCUUAGGAUGGUGUUACGUUGCAUAUUGCAAUGCAUCUUGUAAAGUUGAGAUACAAUCCAGUCCAUGUCCCACAACACCAAUACCCAGCACAACCGCACGUUCUACCCCUGCAGUGUUCAGCACCACUGCAAAGGCGACAAUUUCAAGCUCAGUAACACCCACCACAACUAUUCCUCCCUCUACUUCCACUCCAUCAACUACGCUGGACUGCUACGAUGUGUAUCCACCAAGAAAGAAUGGAGAGUCCUGGAAGAUUAGCAACUGCACUACAGCUACCUGCACCAAUGGCAAGGUCACAGAGACACCUACUCCCUGUCCCACAGUACAACAACCCAUCUGUGCCAAUGGACGUAAAGUUUCCACGGUCUAUGAUGAUAACGGAUGCUGCUUCCACUAUGAAUGUGAAUGUGUGUGCAGUGUCUGGGGUGGAUCCCACUACAUGACAUUUGAUGGAAAGUCAUACAGUUUCAACAAGAACUGCUCUUACUACCUGGUCAAAGAGAUUAUUACUAAAUAUAGCCUGACUAUUAUAGUAAAUAACAGUGACUGCGAUCCUUCAGACAGCACAUUCUGUCCCCAGGCUCUCAUUGUUACAUACAAAUCCUACAAGGUAGUUUUGACUCAGUUGCAGACUUCAGGAACAGCAGCUAAUGUGGUGUAUGUGAAUCUGAAACGUAUCUAUCCUGCCUACAGCAAUUCCGUCCUGCGCCUCACUAGCACAGAUUUGGUGAUCACAUUGGAGAUACCGGAGAUCAACACAAAAAUAGCCUAUAGAGGCUCUUCAUUCAGCAUUGAUCUUCCUUAUUUACUCUUUGGUGGGAACACUGAAGGACAGUGUGGAACCUGUGACAACUCCAAGACCAACGACUGCCGUUCUCCAAACGGCCAGUUGGAAAGCUGCUCAGACUCUGCAGGCCAGUGGCAUGUCCCAGGCACACCCUGUGUCACCCCCACAACCCCACCAACUACUACAACAACAACACCCGGGACCACUUCAAAACCACCAUACUCGACAACACCCCCUGUUUGCAAACCUGCCAUCUGUGAUCUCCUAAUCAGCAGUGUAUUUGCGCCAUGCCACACAGUCAUAUCCCCAGGACCAUAUGUGACAUCCUGUGCAUUUGAUAUUUGCAACGGUGACAAUAACACCUGCUCCAGCCUGGAGGCCUAUGCCACUGAGUGCUCUAAUGCAGGAGUCUGUAUUGACUGGAGGAAUGCUACCAAUGGGCAGUGUGAGCACAAGUGUCCAAGUAACAAAGUGUAUAUGGCCUGUGGCCCCACAGUAGAGCCUACAUGCAAUGACAGAUACAACAAGAAGUUCCAGGCAGAUAGGGAGGCAUCCACCAACUACACUAAGGAGGGUUGCUUCUGUCCUCAUGGCACCAUCUUAUUUAACACAGUCUAUGACACGUGUGUUUCCUCUUGUGAUUGUGUUGGACCUGAUGGAAAACCCAAACAGGCUGGUGACACAUGGACAAGUGACUGCAAUACCUGUCUGUGUGACAAGGAUUCCAUGAGUAUCCAGUGUCAGCCUGUUCAGUGCCCAUCAGUACAGAGCCCCAACUGCAGUGAGCCUGGCCAGCAGCUGGUCAACAAGGCAGACAGCUGCUGCACAACACAGUCAUGUGAAUGCAAUGUAAACCUGUGUCCCGCUCCUAUCACCUGCCCGCCGGGCUUCCAACUACACGUCACCAACAGCACCUGCUGCCAAUCCUACGAGUGUGUUCCUAAAGGUGUAUGUGUCUAUGACAUGACUGAGUACAAGCCUGGUGCCAAGAUACCAACACCAGAAACACCAUCAGAACCACCAUUGGAUGCACCAUCAGGACCAGGACAACCAUCAGUAACAACAACAACACCAUCAGGACCAAGACAGCCAUCAGGAACAACAAAGGCACCAUCAGGACCAGGACAACCAUCAGGAACAACAAAGGCACCAUCAGGACCAGGACAACCAUCAGUAACAACAACAACACCAUCAGGACCAAGACAGCCAUCAGGAACAACAAAGGCACCAUCAGGACCAGGACAACCAUCAGGAACAACAAAGGCACCAUCAGGAGCUGGACAGCCAUCAGGAACAACAAAGGCACCAUCAGGAGCUGGACAGCCAUCAAGAACAACAAAGGCACCAACAGGAGCGGGACAACUAUCAGGAACAACAAAGGCACCAUCAGGAGCGGGACAGCCAUCAGGAACAACAAAGGCACCAUCAGGAGCUGGACAGCCAUCAGGAACAACAAAGGCACCAUCAGGAGCUGGACAGCCAUCAAGAACAACAAAGGCACCAACAGGAGCGGGACAACUAUCAGGAACAACAAAGGCACCAUCAGGAGCGGGACAGCCAUCAGGAACAACAAAGGCACCAUCAGGAGCUGGACAGCCAUCAGGAACAACAAAGGCACCAUCAGGAGCGGGAGAAGCAGAGUCUUUUAAACCUGGGCCCUGCCAGGAGUGUUACUGUGGACCCAAAAUGGAUUCCAUCACCAAGCUGAACAUCAUUACCUGCAAACCUAUUGUCUGCAACACAAAAUGCUCCAAGGGUUAUGAAUAUCAGACUGUACCUGACAAGUGCUGCGGGAAAUGUGUUCAAAAGAGCUGUAUUUUCACCACACCUGAUAACACAACGCAAAUCAUUGAGGUCAACAACACAUUGGUACCCCCUAAUGACAACUGUGUGCAGUAUACCUGUGAAAAGAUCAAAGGACAGCUUGUUACCAAGGAGACCAAGAUCACUUGUCCUCCCUUUAAUCCCUUGGACUGUGAACCUGGCACUGAGACAACUGAUGCUAGUGGAUGCUGCAGAACCUGCAAGCUGCGGAGCAUCUGUGAGGUCCACAGUAAGCAGACAGUCAUCGAGGUGAGCGGCUGUAGGAGCACGCAGCCGGUUAACAUGACGUCCUGUGCCGGACACUGUGGAAGCUCGUCCAUGUAUUCUGUAGCAGCUAACAUGAUGAUGCACCACUGUGAGUGUUGCCAAGAGGCCACCACCAGUCAGAAGCAGAUGGAGCUGAUCUGCGCAGACGGCUCCAAGAUCCAGCACAGCUACACCAUAGUGGAGAUGUGCCGCUGCAGCAAAGCAGAGUGUGUGGCGGGGACAACAUCCAAACCACAGCGCCGCAGGAGACGCUGAUCGAUUACUUACUGCUUUACACUGAACUUAAACCUUACAAACACAAUGCAAGACUUAACUUUAGACCUUCUUAUUCUUAUCAGGUUUUAUUAUUUAUAGCCCAACAUGUGCUCUUUUUCAGUGUCACAACAUACUAGCAUGAUGUAAACUUUCUUCAAUUGAGGAUUUCUUGGAUAAUAAUUAAAAUUAUAUUUCUGCAAUAUGAA
This is a messenger RNA of Siniperca chuatsi (mandarin fish), 15194 nucleotides long. RefSeq names its product mucin-5AC-like. The transcript has 50 exons. Bases 43 to 14988 code for a protein of 4981 amino acids. Lineage: Eukaryota; Metazoa; Chordata; Actinopteri; Centrarchiformes; Sinipercidae. Gene Ontology annotation, cellular component: extracellular matrix; extracellular region. The record is from RefSeq and is a predicted model, not a curated record. Gene Ontology annotation, molecular function: hormone activity.